Messenger RNA from Mizuhopecten yessoensis (Yesso scallop), 3485 nucleotides. RefSeq lists its product as uncharacterized. The coding region runs from base 105 to 2069 and encodes 654 amino acids. The record is from RefSeq and is a predicted model, not a curated record. The transcript is spliced from 7 exons. Lineage: Eukaryota; Metazoa; Mollusca; Bivalvia; Pectinida; Pectinidae.
CUUCCGGUUACCUCAAUGGCACAUGUUAUGAUGUUUCCAGCGGCCCGUUUCAAGUGUUGUUGUAUGCCUACGGAUAUUGAAAAAAACCUUACUGAUGAAGGAAUAUGAUGAUACGAUGGAUACUUGGAGCCACUGCUAGGAGCAUGAGCAUCUUGAGUCCUAAGCUUGUACUUGGCUGCCUCGAGCGUCGCCCACCCUUGAUCCACGUCGUGAUGUUCAAUUAUAACCGAAAAGCAACUUAUGAUCAAUUACUACACUUUCAGCUUAGAACACUACAUCAAUGUAAACGUAGAACCAGUGCUGAACAAAAUGGCUCACUUUCGUUUGGAAAAGUUUCACCCGACAUUGCAUAUUGGGCAAAUGGGAUUCUUCCAGUAUACCAGAAUUCGGAUUUCAACUUUCAAAACUUGAAACUUUACGAGAAAAACACCAUCAAGGAUUUUGGUUCCUUAACUUAUAGAGAUGUGUUUAGUAGGGUGCGAUAUCUAGUUGUACAACAAUAUAUAUGCCAUGACCUCCUAAAACAUAUUCUCGCGGAUGCUACUGAAACAUUCCACACACAUUCCUGGAGUCCAGACUCCAUAGCUCAAAUAAUGUAUUGUGCUUUUGUUGUUGGCAAUAUGGAAAUGAGUUUAUUUAAGGACAUUGAAAUACAUAUGCUUUCAGACAGCCAGAUAUACAAUGCCAAACAGAAUAUCAUGCUGUUGAAGGCAUGCAUUAGAUGCAGGAAAAAUUUCAGUGUGAUUCUUCUCCAGAAAAUAUGGGACUCAUUUAACAGUUUUAACUUUGGCCUGUGUUACCCUAAAGAGGCCCGGUUUCUUCAGAGUGCUUUUAUAUCAUAUAUGGCUUGUCUUCCCUUGAAGGAGUUUGAGAAAGUGUUUCAGGAUGAAGAGUUUUUGUUGUUGGCUUUCGAAUAUACCAAGAGAAUAAUGGAAGAGGCAGAUACUAUUGAGAUGUCUGAAAUAUGCUGUUACAUAAAACUUUUAAAACGUGCCAGGUUUUACCAUAGACCUCUAUUAGAUAAAGUAGUCUGGUAUAUCAACAGAGAACAAAUGGGAAAGAGACUUAGAGAUGACAGAAAUUUGAGAGUACGAAGGAAAGAUUUGGCUAACAUUUGCUGGGCUUUGGCAUCUAGUGGUAUGAAAGGAAAGAAUGUGCGCCUGUGCUUUGAGAAUCUACAACAGAUGUAUGAUCAACACUCGAGUGAAGACAAAAUCAACUCCUAUAUUGUCACUUCAAAUGGUCCUGGAGAACAUGAGAACCAUGAACUGAAGAAUAUUGACAUGAGCAGGAUGAUCAUGUUAGCAGCGUAUACUGUAGCUGGCAUAUUUCAUUACGAUUUGAUUGACAGUGUUCUCCGUGAUGAAAUAGCCGAGAACUGCCUGGUUAAUAGUCGUCUAGAUCCUUUGAUGACACAAACAGAACGCCUCCUGUUGAUUCAAGCUUGUGUGGAUUUGGAAUGUCCAGAUUACAAAGGAAGCAAGCUUUCCCCGGCUAUGGUGGAAACCCUGAGGACAGAAUACAACCUACACAACAGGUUACCUCCAAUCCCAUUUAAAACCAGGGCCACUCACAGUGCGAUUAAGAAGAUAUUUCCAGAGGAGGAAAAUGUUUUCCACUUCAACGACCGUUUAUUGUGUCUAGAUGAUGUGGUCGACUUCCGUUACGACAAGGAGAAAGGCUUUGUACCCUUCACUCCUAUGUCUCACGAAGAACUACAGCUUGACACUGAGUCAACAACCAAACGGAUUGCUAUCGUAGUUGCCCGUGCCAAUCGAGUAUCUGUCAACGGUGGGAAAUGUUUGGGCUGGUUUCUGCUACAGCUUCGGUUACUGAAGAAACUGAAGUACACAGUCAUUCGGAUUCCAUACAAGGUCAUGUCUAAGAAAGAAGUCCAUCAGUUGAUAGUUAAAGAACUGAAUGGAGUUCUUACUGGGAAAAGCUUUAGAGACUUCAGAAACUCCGCUCAGAGAGACUCUGAACCUGGAGAUUCUUUGUUCUUGGAGAUGAUUCCAGACAUUGAGACAAAGAGCAGAGAAGACAUUUUGAAAAAACUGUGUAAAAGUUAGCUUUUGUCAUUUCUUAGUAUUGAAAUAUCAUCUCUCCAUUUGUGUGCUAUUCUUCAUUUGUCUUCGUCUUUCCAAUCAAACUGGACCAAAGAUGAUGAUCCAAGGAAAGGCCAUGCCAUUAGUAUUGCAAAGGAUCAUUCUGUUAACUCAUUCACCCCUGAAAUUUCAUAAUGCACUAUUCCAACCUUUGAUCUGGAAGAGUUCAAAUGUGUCUUCAGGGGUGAAUGAGUUACGCUUGCUUGUCUAUGAGCUGUGCUGUACUAGUCAUUUUUAAAGGUGGACAUUGUCAACCAUAUCGUGUGGACAGAACGACACAACUUCUACCUACCAUGUGACAUGCAAAAUUAAAAUCAGUGUCACUUUCGCAAAAAGGUUAGAUGCCUAGUAUGUAUGAUGUCAAAAGGUUGUGAAUGUUUUCUAUUGGAAACUUUUCAGUAAAACCGUCACACUUUUUGAGCAAUAUUUUACCAAUCUUGUCGUGAUGUGUGAUUCAAACUUCGAUAGGAAUUUCCAUAUAGUGUCCAAUCAACAUUUUUUACCGAAUUGAAAUAUUAACCGUAGAUAACGUGGCCACAAGCAGUGGAUCAAAUUGUUUAAAAAGUAUCAUUAACAAAAGAAACAGAGCACAUAGACUCUUUUUUUCUAUGAUGUUUUGAAUUAUAAUAUAAGGAUUGAAUUGCCAACUCUUACUGUUUAUGAUGAUAUGAAACUCAUUUGCUUGCAAACAUAUUCUUAAACAUGCCACUGUGCUAACAGUAUUGUGGAAUAUGUAAGAACGAAGCUGGGUUUUAUACCAUAAGAUAUGGUGAGAACAUGUUUUUUUUAUCUUUAAGGAUGCCCGUACCACUGGCGAACCUGUAAAAUGUUGGAGACUUGUGUUUUUUGACAUGACUGUAGCUUUGAUAAAUCAUUUCUAAAAAGAAAGCUAUGCCUUAUUAGGUUACUUUCAUGAGAAAUAAAUAAAGACAAAAAAAACCACCAAAAUAUAAUUAAUAACAGUGUUUUGAGUGAAAAAAAACCCCAGCAGGGCUAGAGUGGGAUUCCAACCCUGGACUUCAGAUUGAUAUAAACUGUCUCGUUAACUGAUUGAGCUACCUGGACAAUGGAAGUGUCUAUGCCCAACUGUGCUACAGUUUUCUGUAUAUGGAAAUUAAGGGGGGAUUACUGUGUAUUGAAAAAGACGAAGUGCAUAGGGACAGGGAUCAAUAAAUACAUAUUUAUUGAGGUUACUUUAAGUUUUUGCUUAACCCUUUCACCACUGUAGACCAUAAUGGACUCAUCCAGAUCAAUGCGUGGUAGAGUCUACUAAAGUUACCCAGGGGUGAAAGGGCUAAAGUCAUGUAAUUCAUAGAAUGUUUACAAAUCAAAUUUUCAUGCUUAGUUUUUCCUCAGUCAUUGUAAAGUUUAAAUCUUUUA